AUGGAGCCUUGUCCAGAAGUUUACCAAAACAAUGAAGAACCUGACGACUCUGUUGUUCGUCAGUUGGUACUAGACUACCUCAUACAUAAUUGUUAUGGCGAAACCGCCAAAGUUUUUUUUAAAGAUGCUUUGAAUGUAGGUGAACCUAGCAUUGAACUUAGCUCAAACGGAUCUCAGAAUGGCUCAGCAAGUGGCACCGUUCGUAACGAUAAUAAUUCACUCGUCUCUAUUGAUGCUAUUGAAGUAGACGAAGAUGGGGAUUGCGAAAUGGUUGAUUCAAAUAAAGAGGAAUAUAUGGAUAUUGAUUCCGCCAAUGAAUCAAUAUAUAAAGAAGUUAAGGCUUCGAAUCUCCUUGAAGUAUUGAAGAAGAAUCAAACGAAUAAUGGAAAUGGCGAGAGCUUUAAUUCUGAAUUUGCUCUAAAAAGUUUAGAAACAAGAAAAACUGGUAGUAUUAAUGAAGCCUUAGCAUUAUGUCGAGAUAAAUUUCCCCAUGUUGUGUCUUCAGAUGAACAAGACAUUAGAACUUCCCCGCGUUCAAUUGAUAUAUGUUUCAAGCUUCAAUGUCAACAGUUUAUCGAGACAGUUCGUGCUGGGAAUCCGAUCGAAGCUUUAUUAUUCGCUCAAUCAGUAUUAACAAGUUUUCCCAUAAAGAAGGGAGCUAAUGCGGAAAAGUUUAACGCAGAACUUAGUUCCGUGAGUGCAUUAAUCGCAUAUGAAAAUCCAGAAAAGUCACCAGUAGGGUCAUUAUUGGCUCAAGAACAUCGAGAUAAGUUGGCAAAUGAAAUUAAUAGUGCCAUUCUAUCCUUUGAUUAUCAUGCGGGCGAAUCGGCACUUGAAAGGAUUGUGAAGCAAGCGACAUUGGUGCGAGAACAUUUGCAUAACGUAAUGUCUAGAGGACAAAAAAAUAGCAAGGUGUACGCGAAAUGGCAACUUUCUACGUUUAUUCAAGAGGGCAGUUGA
Messenger RNA from Funneliformis caledonium, 960 nucleotides. Lineage: Eukaryota; Fungi; Glomeromycota; Glomeromycetes; Glomerales; Glomeraceae. The record is from the annotation of a GenBank genome assembly.